Oryzias latipes (Japanese medaka) is the source of this 4960-nucleotide messenger RNA. It is a transcript of the gene itpkb, whose product is annotated as inositol-trisphosphate 3-kinase B. Gene Ontology annotation, biological process: phosphatidylinositol phosphate biosynthetic process; inositol phosphate biosynthetic process. Gene Ontology annotation, molecular function: inositol hexakisphosphate kinase activity. Lineage: Eukaryota; Metazoa; Chordata; Actinopteri; Beloniformes; Adrianichthyidae. The record is from RefSeq and is a predicted model, not a curated record. Gene Ontology annotation, cellular component: nucleus; cytoplasm.
UGUGUCUGUUUACUUCUCUCUGCAAUCAGAUCCUGUGUGUGAGCUUCCCACACACUUUUAAAACCUCUAUUGUGGAGAAAAUUAUAUUCAAGGAAGAAAUAAAAACUGCAGUUUUUUUGACUGAACAAAAAGUCAAGCUUAAGAAAAUAAAAAGAAAGAAAGAAUAACACUGAGAGGGUUUUGUGAACGAAUGCAGUAAAAACAAUAGAAAUCAAUGUAUUCUAAGUACCCGUACACUCCACGCACUUGCAUCCUGCAAACAUUCUCAACCCACAACAAGUUCAGCUGGAAACAUAUUUCACCAGCCAUGCAGAAGAUAUUUUCUUGUUUGUUUUGCUCCAACCAACUUCUCUUCCUUUACGAUGAGCAAAUACCUCAGUCGAGCCAAUAUAUGUCUCACUUGUUUUUUAGAUGUAACGUCAAGCGCUGGUGUCCUCUUCCUCCAUACCUGUGUGUGUGUGUGUGAGUGUACGCAGAAAAUAUACACUCAAGAUUCAGGUGUCAAGUGCGAGCAGGAAGAAAAGAACAUGAUGAGUGCAAAGAUAAGAAUGCAUCCAAUUAGAAGACAGCAAGGUGAGGAGCAACACCUUCUACAGGAGACACUGAAGGGUGGCCUCACUGCCCUGUCGGUGGCAGAAUAGAGGGUUUGGUGUUCCACUGUCAAAGAUUUCAUCGUCUUUUUUAUGUAAUUGUGUGGAUUCUAAUAUCUGUUUCGAAGGAACUUUUUUUUUUCAUCCAGCCUUCAGCUCUGUUUGAGAAGAGGAUUCCGGGAACUAAAGGUCUGAACUGCAUACCUUCAGUGAUUUAUGCGUUGAUGCUCAAUCACCUGCAGGCUGAAGAAAGUUCCUGGAACCUGAAUUUAAUUGUUGGACUGCAGCCAUAGUUACUGACAAGGAAGAUUGUGCUGCUGCUGCCGCCUGCAUGCAGAGGAACCUCUGACAGGCACUCUGCAGACCUCCCUGGAGCUUCAGCGGAGAUUAGCAGAUGUGUAGCCAGCACUCAGAGCCCCGGGCCCGGCCGUGGGGAUGGCAGCCUCUGCUCUGGAAUUGAACACCAUUGGAGUUAUGAACAGCAGUAAUCAGUUUCAGGCUCAGCCAGGCUCCUCUAGCGCCACCUCUCGAACCAGAACUAGCCCUGUCGCCCGCCCUGUGCUCCCAGUUCCAGAUCGGGGCACCUACUGCCAGUUUCUGGGUGGUGGUCUCUAUUCGCCGACAAGCCCCAAGACUAGCCCCCGAUCCUUGGGCCACGCCUUCGUCUUUCCUCCUCCCUCCUUUCUGUCACCCUCACCUCGGGCCCGCUCCCCCUCACCGCGCAGUCCAGACCGCCUCGGAGCCUACGUGGGCCAGCGAGUCCGAUGCCUGAGCGGCGAAAAUCCAGGGGAAGAGGGCGGGGAGGAGGAGAGUGGGGGGGAGGCGAGAAGAGAAGAGAAGCGAGAGGAUAUUAGACGCCAGACACAGUUGGAGCAGAUCCACAAAGAGCUCCAGAACGUCGAGGUCAGAGGGAAAGUGGGCAUAUUUGAAGCCCAUAUUUCUGGGAUUCGUGCCCAGGUGCUCAAAGGUGAGCUUCAACGCAGCCCUCGGUCUCCAAGACGAAGCCUGCUCCUUUCGGACCCCGACCAAAGUAACACAGGUCCCGAAUGUCCAGUGACCCACCUCCAAGAGGCUAAAGCUCAGUCUGUUGUUCCGAAUGGACAACAAAUGGAGGAAGGAGCGAAGGACGAAGGCGGGAAGGAAGCUAGAACAAGAACAGAAAACAAAACAUCCAUGGACCAAAACAGCUGCUGUUCAGAAACAGCAGUACAUACUCAUUCUACCGAAUAUCCCUUUGUCCAAGCGUCCCCGAACGCAUUGGAAAAAGAUAAAAUAGAUGGAGAGAUAAAAGUGGGAGAAGUACUUCAAGAAGUAAAUAUAGAAAAAGACAAAUGGGAUGUUGAAAACAAGUUCAUGUUGAAAGAUGAAAGACAACGGACAGAUGGAGAAGUAAACGAUGGAAAACAGGACAGAUUUUGCCCCAAAGUGCUGCUCCAGACAGAGGAGAAGGCAUCGGAGGCCGACCCGAAUGGCAUCGCUUUGCCUCAGGUCCACAGCACAGAGAGCUGCCCCGGCUUGCAGGACAUGUCCUCCAACCACUCCUCGUCCAUGCCUUCCUCCAUCCCCGCUGUGAUAAUAACUGACCACGGUUUGGAGAGCCUGCCUCAAGCUACAGAAAGCCCGGGCUCGGAUCGACCAUCAUCCCGCUCCACCAGCCCCGUUCCAAACACUUCAACGCGCUCGCUCAGGAAGCUGUCUUCCUCAUCUGCUUCAUCAGCUGGUUUUUCUUCUUCAUGGGAGGAGUCAGAGGACGAUAUUUCCAGUGAUCCAGAGAAAGGAGAGCGCCUUCUCAACCCUGCACUCCUAAGUUCCCAGAAAGCACACAAGUCAUGGAAAAAAAUAAAGAACAUGGUUCACUGGUCGCCCUUUGUUAUGUCCUUCAAGAAGAAAUACCCCUGGAUUCAACUGGCGGGACAUGCAGGGAGUUUCAAGGCGGGAGCAAACGGACGCAUCUUGAAGAAACACUGUGAAUGUGAGCAGCGCUGUUUGUCCCUGCUGAUGAAGGACGUGCUCCGUCCAUAUGUCCCUGGUUACCAUGGAGACGUGGAGAAGGAUGGACAGAAGUACAACCAGAUGGAAGACCUGCUGGCUGAGUUUGAUUUCCCAUGUGUGAUGGACUGUAAGAUGGGAAUAAGGACCUACCUUGAAGAAGAGCUGACCAAAGCGCGUAAGAAGCCUUCCCCAAGGCCGGAUAUGUAUCAGAAAAUGGUGGAGGUUGACCCCGAAGCCCCCACGCCAGAGGAAAACGAGAGGAAAGCUGUCACCAAGCCGAGGUACAUGCAGUGGAGAGAGACCCUGAGCUCGACAGCUACCCUGGGAUUCAGGAUAGAGGGAGUCAAGAAAGAGGACGGGACAGUCAACAGAGACUUUAAGAAGACAAAGACGAGAGAGCAGGUGACUGCAGCCUUCCGAGAAUUUGUGAAAGGAAACAAGGACAUCGUGAAACUGUACCUGAGUAGGCUAAAGGAAAUCCGAGCGAUUCUGGAAGUCUCCCCCUUCUUUAAAUCUCAUGAGGUCAUUGGCAGCUCCUUGUUAUUUGUUCACGACAACAAAGGAAGGGCCAAAGUCUGGAUGAUCGACUUUGGGAAAACCACACCUCUCCUUGAAGGAAGGGAGCUAACCCACCGAGCAGCUUGGGUUGAGGGGAACAGAGAGGAUGGCUACCUUUUAGGACUUGAUAGUUUGGUGGACAUCCUGGAAAACAUGGAAAACGCUGAGACUUGAAGUCUGAGAGCUUUUUUUUUUGUUUGUUUGUUUUUAAAUAUGAGUGAACACUUGGACACAACCACUUCCUGUAAUUCUUCAUUCCUUUAGGGAAUAUGUUGCACUUCCUGAGGGUCUCCUUCACAAACACUUGAACUCCUCUCCCCUGAAGCAUCAAAGCAUGCCUGGAUUGUUCAGAUCCAGUCAGGAGUCAUCACACAAAAAAAACUUGGAACAAAAAAUUGAAUUUUUAAUGAGAUUAAAAAGACAAAUCUUAAGAUAAACAUUUCUUACAAAGCAAUAUUUUUAAUUAAUAACUAAAGCUGAUAAUUAUUCCCCAAAAAAUCACUAUAAUUAUUAUUAAUUCCUAAAAGACACAUUUUAGUGAUCGCCCAAAAACUUAAAUAAUCAAAUUUGUCAUAUCUUUUUGUCAUAUUGGCUUUUUUUUUUAAACAUUUACAUUUUAAUUUAAAAAAAAGUCAGUCAAAUUUUCUCUUUUGGCUACAUCUUUUUUAUAAAACAAUUUAAAUGUAGAUUUAUUGCAUAUUUGAAACCAAUUUAGAGACUGUCUAAUUCAAGAAGUUGAGUAAUUUAGAUAAACCACAGGUUUAUAGUGUGUGAAAAUAAAGUCCAUAGUGCUUCUGUUGCCAAACACUUCAAAUCUUUUCUCACUUUUCUCAGACUUCCCACAAUGUUUUGUUACAUUUAACUUACGGGGUAUUUUGUUUGUUUUUGUUACAACAUUUUAGUUAAAUUCAGUGAAACACUUACAGCCAAGAACAAUCUUAUGUAAGCUAUUCAGUGCCUUGACAAUACAGAGCCAAGUCAGAAACCUUAUAAAAAUGAGUUUCCUAAUGUUACUAAGUGUUUUUCUUCCGGUGUCUAAUGUGGGUGGGUAUUUUUUUUUUUGGCUUAACAUGGGCGCAUGUUUUUUUUGUUAUACUUAUUAAUAAGUUGUAGAUGGCUUGGCCUUUAUUUAAACCGCUUUGUCUGGUGUUUUUAGUUCAUUGGAGCCUAAAAAAUGUUAAAUUUUGUGUUUUUUGUCCCUUUUUGCCCCCAAGAUUGAGUGACAGUCCAAGGACACACCAUAUGUGAAUUUGAGGAUAAUUGAUGUAAAAAGAAUAAUUAUAAUGAAUAAUUGUUCAUAUCAAGGUUAUAUAUUUGGCAAGAAUCAGGUUUAUUCGUUUAGUUUUCCAUUUAUAUGAAUUACAUAUCCUAGAGUACGAACAAAAAACCAAUCAAAAAAGAGAAUAGACAGAAGUAUAACAUGAAACUUAUUAGAUGCAAUAUCCUUAUUGUCCAAGCUGAUCAGUUUAACAAACCAAAUACUUUCAAUAAAAGUUUCAUAACAUAACAGGAUUUUGAGCAAUAAAAAGCUAAUUUCAAAAUCAAAUUCAUGGCUAUAUGUUUUAGUUGAGGUUUGCUGUGACAUUUAAUGAGGAUAAACUACGGCUUUGUGCUGUGCCUUUUGGAAGAAAGGGUCAAAUGUGUCGGGGAAACGCAUUGCUUUGUCAUGUAAAAAUACAAUGUGCUAACUAACCCUUUAAGAUCACCCACCUUAAUGAGAUCUUCUGCUCAACUAUGUGCAUGUACAGUUCUUUAAAGGUUUGCUAGCCUGUAUAUUUAUUUGGAUUGAUCCUAUAAAAAAAGAAGAAUUUUGUGAAAUA